Messenger RNA from Solanum verrucosum, 1416 nucleotides. Its product is annotated as homeobox protein knotted-1-like LET12. The transcript is spliced from 5 exons. Gene Ontology annotation, cellular component: nucleus. Lineage: Eukaryota; Viridiplantae; Streptophyta; Magnoliopsida; Solanales; Solanaceae. The coding region runs from base 40 to 1020 and encodes 326 amino acids. Gene Ontology annotation, molecular function: DNA binding. Gene Ontology annotation, biological process: regulation of DNA-templated transcription. The record is from RefSeq and is a predicted model, not a curated record.
UAUAACUUGUGAACAAAAGCUCCAAUAAUAACAACAAUCAUGGAGUUUCAUGACCAUUUUUCUCAAGAAUUAGCUCUACAACAACACCAACAACAAAACGUCGAUGAUGACGUUUCGGAUCAGUCGAUGAAUUUCAACGUAAAGCUAAGUCAACAAUAUAGGGACGAUGUCAAUAACAACGAGCACAACAACAACAACAACAAUAAUAAUAGUAACGUUUGGGAUCAGAGCGAGAAAUAUAAAGCGGAUAUUUUGAACCAUCAUUUAUCGGAACAGCUUCUUUCUGCACACGUGGCUUGCCUGAGAAUCGCGACUCCGGUGGACCAGUUACCGAGGAUCGACGAGCAGUUGACGGAGUCACAAAAUUUGGUGGCAAAGUAUUAUGUUGUUGGUCAAAGUCAACGGUCUCUUGAUGAUAAAGAACUUGAUCAAUUUAUGGCACAUUAUGUUUUACUGCUCUCUUCUUUUAAAGAGCAACUGCAACAACAUGUUCGUGUCCAUGCAAUGGAAGCUGUCAUGGCUUGUUGGGAUCUUGAUCAAUCUCUACAAAAUUUAACAGGGGUAGCAUCAGGAGAAGGUACAGGUGCAACCAUGUCAGAUGAUGAUGAAGAUAAUCAAGUAGAAAGUGAGACAUAUUGUCAUUAUAAUGGAAUUUUAGAUGGACAAGAGAGUAAUGGUUUUGGUCCUCUUGUACCUACUGAAAAUGAAAGAUUUUUAAUGGAACGUGUGAGGCAAGAAUUGAAACAAGAGUUCAAACAGGAUUACAAGGGGAAGAUUGUUGACAUUAGAGAAGAAAUUUUAAGAAAAAGAAGAGCAGGAAAGCUGCCUGGUGACACUACUUCUGCCUUAAAAGCUUGGUGGAAAUCACAUUCUAAGUGGCCUUAUCCCACAGUAAGUACUACUAUACACAUUAAGUUACGGGUUCGAAUCGUGAAAUUAGCUAUUGAUGUUGGUGUCGGUCGUCAGUUAGGCGACCCACAUUAUGCGCCUUCUUGGGGCACGGGCAAAUGUAGACAUUAAGUUACGGGUUCGAUAGACUAGCACUUGAAGUUAUUAUUGACGUAGAAUUUAGAAACCAUAUUAAAGUUCAAAUCUUGAAUUCGUUUACGUUUUAAGGUGCAACCUUUCAGUAUACCAUAAUUUGUUUUAUUAUUAACUAAAGAAUUUAACACAUAAUUUAUGUAAGAUAUGCUAGGCAAGCCCUAAACGUUGGGUGUUGAGCAUGCUUAGGACGUACAGUGGGAUGCUUAGGGCGCAAGUCUCACAAAACUAAGCCCCACACGGGCCAUACAUGAGUCUCGGGCGUCUUGUUAGAGCUCUCCCCCGGGGCGAGUCCCAACAUUACGUGAAUAUGGAAUGAUUUGUGUAUCGAACUGUCUUAUUUUAGUGCAUAAAACUUAACUUUCUUAUUGUUUA